UUUAAUGCGGCUUCGUCAGUGGUUCGGCAUGGACUCGGCUGCUGCCACAGCCAGACAAUGCUAGCCACCGACUCUCGCCGAGCAGCGUCCGUCAGUCGAGUUUCGGCCGUUCAACUAAACAGAGGUGCGACAGCGGACAAGCUCCAGCCGAGGACGACACAGGCAUUCAGCACCAGGGAACAAUAGCAGCAGCACAUCAGCAGCAGAAGCCGCAGCAGCAGUUUGUGUCCAUCCAAAAUCACAGACAAAAAACCACCCGCAAAAAAAAAAAAAAAAAACCAAAUCAAAUCUAAAUAAAUCUGUGUGUGAAUGCCUCAACCAAGCGCUCUGUUCCAUUCUGAAAGUGUCGCUCGCAGGCGUUUUGAUUGACAGCAAACAGGAGUGACCCAUAACCAUUCCAGUGGAUGGGUUCUCGUUGUGCCGGACUUGACCUGAGCCAGAGCCCGAGCCCAGGAAAGUAGGCAACGAAUAAGUGCAAAAAAUAAAUAAAUAGCCGCACACAAUUGGAAAUCUAAUUAGCGGCAGGCGUGCGACCCUCUCAAUCAUCAUCAGAGUAUUGGCAGCAGCGGCAACUCGAUGUGAAGCACAACAACAACAACAACAACAACAACAACAAUACUAUUAACAACGGCAACAAGAGGAGUUUGACCGGAAAAGGCGUUGCUCGCACCAACAACAACAACAAGAACAACAACAGGGAGGCGGAGUGAACAGUAAACCAAACGAAAGCGAAAGCGACGUCAACGCCAGCAAACACUUUCCCGCGCGCGUACGUGUGUGUAUGUGAAUGUGAGUGUGUGCGUGCAUUUGUGUGUGUAUUGAUGUGCCUGUAAGUGUGUUGUAACUUUGAUAACGGAACACGCGCGUUUUUCUGUACUGCCCAGCAACUGGAGGCGGCUUAGACAGCUCUCUCCUUGUCUCCGAGAGUGUGUUUGAGUGUGUGUGUGUGUGUGUGCUUAAGUGUGAUUGUAUGUGUGUGUGCGUGUGUGUGGCUGCUGACAUCACUGCUUUGUUUUUAAAGGCAGGCUGAACUGAAGCUCAAUUGAGACGUUAAUGAAGUAAACCUUACGACCACUUACACAGUUACUGAUCAAUUAACCGUUAACGAAGCUGCCAAAUCCAGCACAGCCAUUACAAGAUACUCCAGCACAGCCACUGCGAGAGCUGCUAUCACAGUCAAAGAUAAGCAAAGAACCAAAGCCAAUAAACAUGUUCUCCAUGUGCUCAAAGGUGAAGGCAAGAAGUGAGGAGUCGUUUUUCUCGCCGCAGCUACAAAUGCAGCUGCAGCAGCCCGCGGGCACCGGCGGCAAGCAAAUCAAAGGCGGUUACCUUUUACGCUAUAAAAAGCAAAUGCUAUGGAACCGCUGGGCCGAGGAGUGGGUUAUACUAUAUGAUGACUCCACCAUGGCCUGGUUUACGGAGCCCGGACGUUCAUCGCCAUCGGGCAAGAUAUUGGUGAAGGAGGCGCCCGAGAUGCUGGCCAUUGCACACUGGACCGGCCAGAUACCGCGUCGUCCCCCAUUGCCCGAUGGCGUCAGCGUGUCACAGCUAAUUGCGCUUGGGUCACGUCGCAAGCGCUCCAAGGUCUACUGGAUGCUGGCCAAGUCUGAGCACGAGGUAAGCGACUGGAUUGACGCCAUAACUAAAACUUUGCCGCCGCCACCGCAAAUCGAAUUGGUCGUGGAUAAACCGCAACUAAUGAAUGUGUUGCGGCGUCCGCUUGUGCGUAUAAGACCGGCCACCAAUUCCGAGGUAAAGAAGCGCAAGUCGGCGGCCCAUAGCACCAGCAGACAUCAUCGCAGCUCCUCGGCGGCCUUAACCACACAGCGCACGCUGUACAAUCAGAAUCCAUUGAUCAAGAGCGAUGCCGCCGUGGCCAUACUGAGCAAGAAGGCGGACUCCAAGGCAUCGCUUGCUUGCGCACUGCCCUGGGGUCAUGGCUGGGGCUGGGCCACGCUGCCCAAUGGUGUCUGGAGUGGCGGUCUCACCUGGUCGCAGUGUGAAGACACAUUCACCCUUCAUGCACUGCCAACAACUCACUGCACCAAUCUAAUCGACAAUUCGUGCAGUGGCGCCGUCUAUCACACGGACAUUGGCGGCUUUGAUUUUCACUCCACGGGCAUCGAUGAUGUGGGCGGUGAGGACUUUGACUAUGCCAUGGACUGUGGCGAUUUCAUCUUUUAAAUUCAGCAACUAAAAGCUCCCACCUCAUGCCACCCACACAUAAAUACUCACAUACAGGUAACCAGGCCGAGCAGCAGUCGAACCCACCCAAAAACGCGUAAGGCGGAUUAAGAAUGAACACAAAAUUCUAGUAAAAACAAAAAUUAUAGCAUCUUGUUGUUGCAAAAACAAAACAGUUCGAAGAAAUUAGUGAUUAACGCUGUCAUAGAAUCAUCCAUGCCUAGUUGUCCUUUUGUGUCAGGCUCUGCAAGUGGCGCAACUCUUCAUGCAUGCACACACACACACACAUGCAGACAUUUCCAUACAUAUUCAUGCGUGGAGGCAAAGUCAGGUUGAGUAUACGCAUCAUGGUGCAGCUGCAUGUACGUGUAUCGAGGGUCUGCAUGUUUGUGUUUACUGCGUGUUUUGUAUUUUUAAUUGUGUUUGGUGUUUCUGUCUGUGUACGUGUUUGUUGUUAGUGUGCCAAUUACGUAUAAAAUCCAAUUAAGAAGUUAAGCUGCAACAUGCGAGUGUAACACAUUGAAUUAAUUCCAGAGAUGACAAUUUAUCGCAAAUUAUGUAUAACCAAUAAGCUGCACACACGUUCACACACACACACACACACACACUUAGAUGCACAGCAACGUCCACAGAACGACAGCAAGAAUUUCAUGUACAACAAAAACGAAUGUCUUGACGUGCACCUAAAAGCAGGCAACAUAUUUAGCAUAGUAAGGGACAACAACAAAUUAUUAUGGUAUUAAGCAUCUUUUUAUGAAUUUUAUAAAAAUUCCCCCCGAACAUUUUCGAUGCCGAAGAUCGCAUUUGUAGCGUGUGCAAUUUUUAAACAAUUUUUUAGCGCAGCUAAUUAAGCGAAAUUGAAAAAUUGUCAUUUGUAAUUGUGUAGAACAUGCUGGCUAUGUUCACAUGCAGCAUUUUUAUAGAUUAGUAUGUAGUGGAGACGAGUUUUGCCAUUGAGUUGAGAAUGGCCCAAACCAAGCAAGAGGAAAACCAGGUUAAUAACAAAUACACUUGAAUAUACACAGUUCAGCCUAAUUAUAAUGCGCAUCGGUAAGCCCCAAGCACACCAAGACAGGUCAGUUAUUAGAAACUGAAUUACACAAAAACCCACCCGUACUGAUAAAGUAAAGUUUAUGAAAUAAACAACUAACAUUAACCGCAAAUAUAUUUAAUAUGCUAAGAAAACCAAAGUCAGUUACAAAUAUUAUGUAUUUAUACAUAGGGCUUAAUGCAGCAAAUGCAUCAAUUAUCCACCGUUUAUCGGACGCAAGAAGCGUUGAAUAAGUUUUAAUGUUUAGAAUGAAUGCACCUGAAAGUUAUUUAAGCCAUCCGAAAUAUGAUUGCCUCUUACAGAUUGCAAUGUUUCAAAGAACAUUCAGGCGUCUACAUUUGAUUUGAUCUUAACUAAAAUUAAUUUAUUUUAUAUGACAGCAGGGGCCUUCAUUCCAAAUACUAAUGCUUAUUGAAACGGCCAUUUUAAUAAGCUCAUCAUUUAUUUGAACAACAUUAAGGUUCGCAUUUGAAUUUGAAAAUUUUGAACAUUUUUGUGCACAAAUGCACAAAAAACGCCGCUACUAAAACCUUGAACAACAAUGUUUAGAAAUCUAAUGUUAGAAUAAGUCUUAAAUGUCUUGAAGGACAAAGAAUAUCUUAAAGAAUUGUUAAAAACCAAAGAAAGUAACUUAGACAAAAAUAAUGUGCAGGUUUUCAAAAUGUUGCAAAAAAAACAUAAGUUUAACAAGAUAAAUCUUAGCAAAAAAAAAACGGGUAACAAGAAAAAUCUUGCCUCUCUGCAUAUGAUGUCAGUACGUAACAUCGUAUGCGCCCUAAUAUAGCCCAAAAUAAGUGUGUAUGUGCAUGUACUUGUAUACUAGCAGUAGCUAAAGCCUAGUAUGUUCAAGUAUACAUAACUAUAUAUAUAUAUAUAUAUGUAUAUGUGUUAAACAAUUGAAGAGUCGAUGAAAACAGAAAAGCGCAACCAAAGUUAAAUCGAAAGCGAUAUUAAUAUCGACAUCGAUAUCGAUAUCUAAAAAUACACAAACACUGAAACUGAAACCUGAGCCCCGCAGCCUUAGUUAAUGCAGCUACUGUUAAACACCCUAAGACACUUAUCACACACACACAGAUCGAUAUAUGUAUAGCCAGAAUAAUAUAUAUAAAUGUUAAAUGGAAGUAAGCGAUAUGCGAAAGAAGAACAAACCCCUAUAAAAGAAUGUAGACUAAAAGACUUAAGCAAUUGUCGUAUAGACGUUAAAUUAGAGCGCAUUGAAUGUUGGCUUUAAAAUGUUUAGAAAAGUAUCUUUGUAAGUAGUUAAAAGCAGCGACAGCUGAUCGAUGUGCUUAUAGGCAGCAUUAUCCUGUAGUCUGAAGUGUAGCCCAAAUAAACGAUAUGUUAUUGAAUGUAAUAGUCGAACGAAGCGUAGCAGGAACAAAGAGCGACAACAAAUUGAACAUAAACAAAAAAAAAAAAAAACAG
Messenger RNA from Drosophila virilis, 4660 nucleotides. RefSeq lists its product as uncharacterized. NCBI's taxonomy places the organism in Eukaryota, Metazoa, Arthropoda, Insecta, Diptera, Drosophilidae. Gene Ontology annotation, cellular component: membrane. Gene Ontology annotation, biological process: regulation of cell differentiation. The record is from RefSeq and is a predicted model, not a curated record.